AUGGCGCAAGCACAGCAGGUCGCCCUGGACCGGCUGGACAACAUCUCCCGCGCUCUAAAAUCAAGAACGAGCGAUGAUUUGCGAAAACGAUCCGCCGUGCAGCUUCGCGAGCUUGUGGCUGUCUGCCAUCGAGACCUAAGCCCCGAGCAAUUCCAGGUUUUCUACAACUCAGUCAACAACAGGAUCACACAGCUCAUCACACAUGGAAACGACUCGUCCGAGCGACUCGGAGGCAUCUAUGCCCUCGAUGCGCUCAUCGAUUUCGAUGGCGUCGACGUCGGCGUCAAAUACACGCGUUUCACACAGAACCUCAAGACCAUUCUUCGAGGCAAAGACAUCAACCCUAUGCAACCAGCAGCGAUCGCGCUGGGGAAAUUAUGUCGCCCGGGCGGCGCGAUGAUAUCAGAAGUGGUGGACUCAGAGGUUAAUACCGCUCUCGAGUGGCUACAGAACGACCGCAUCGAGGAACGAAGAUAUAGCGCUGUCCUCGUUCUCCGCGAACUGGCCCGUAGUGCCCCAACGCUUAUGUACCAAUAUAUACCGACAAUCUUCGACUGGAUCUGGGUAGGACUCCGAGAUCCUCGACAGCUUAUUCGGGCAACAUCAGCGGAAACAGUUAGCGCCUGUUUCCGUAUCCUUCGUGAACGAGACCAGGACAUGAAGCAACUAUGGAUGGAUAAGAUCUAUAACGAAGCGAGAUCCGGUCUCAAGGUGAACACUGUCGAGUCGAUUCACGGCUCGUUGCUGGUCUUGAAGGAACUGCUCGAGCAGGGAGCUAUGUACAUGCAGGAGCAUUACCAAGAGGCAUGCGAAAUUGUCUUCAAACACAAGGACCAUAGAGACCCGACUAUUCGAAAGACCGUGGUUCUUUUAAUCCCAGACCUUGCCAGCUACUCGCCAGCUGACUUUGCACACACUUGGCUGCACAAGUUCAUGGUAUACCUAUCCGGCAUGCUGAAGAAGGACAAAGAGCGUAACGAUGCUUUCCUUGCCAUUGGUAACAUAGCCAAUUCGGUGAAAAGCGCUAUUGCCCCGUACCUCGAUGGUGUCCUUAUUUACGUGCGCGAAGGUCUCAGCCUCCAGUCCCGCAAGAGAGGUUCAGUCGACCCUGUCUUUGACUGCAUUAGUCGUCUUGCCGUCGCGGUUGGUCAGACUCUCAGCAAAUACAUGGAGGCACUCUUGGAUCCUAUUUUUGCGUGCGAUCUCACCCCCAAGCUCACACAGGCUCUCGUCGAUAUGGCCUUCUACAUCCCCCCCGUCAAGCCGACCAUCCAGGAGAGACUACUUGAUAUGCUCAGCGUAGUUCUCUGCGGCGAACCGUUUAAACCGCUUGGCGCUCCACAACCGAAUACUCUCAGCUCAGUCCCGAUUAUUCCCAAAGACGCAAAAGACCCCCACGCUUACGAGCACCGAAGGGCUGAGGUAAAAUUGGCGCUCAACACUCUCGGGAGCUUCGAUUUCUCGGGGCAUGUUCUGAACGAGUUCGUCCGAGAUGUCGCGAUCAAGUAUGUUGAAGACGAGGAUCCAGAAAUCCGCGAGGCAGCGGCCUUGACAUGCUGCCAACUAUACGUUCGCGAUCCAAUUGUCAACCAGACGAGUUACCAUGCGCUUCAGGUUGUGGGUGAUGUGAUCGAGAAACUACUCACAGUCGGAGUCUCCGAUCCUGAACCGAAUAUCAGGCGGACAGUUCUGGCGGCUCUCGACGAACGAUUUGACAGACACUUGGCCAAGGCCGAAAACAUUCGCAUCCUAUUCUUUGCGCUCAACGACGAGGUUUUCUCGAUCAGAGAAGUCGCCAUCUCUAUCAUCGGCCGCUUGGCUAGAUACAACCCAGCAUAUGUCAUUCCUUCGCUACGAAAGACUCUCAUUCAGAUGCUUACUGAGCUCGAGUUUUCCGAUGUCGCCAGGAACAAGGAGGAAAGCGCAAAGCUGUUGAGCCUCUUGGUUCAAAAUGCGCAAUCUCUCAUCAAGCCCUAUGUUGAGCCCAUGAUCUCAGUACUUCUCCCCAAAGCCAAGGACGGCAAUCCUUCUGUUGCUGCUACCAUUCUUAAGGCCAUUGGUGAGCUUGCGACCGUGGGCGGUGAGGAUAUGAUGCCGUACAAGGACCGACUGAUGCCAAUUAUUCUUGAUGCGCUACAGGAUCAGAGCUCUAACGCAAAACGAGGUGCCGCUCUACAUGCUCUGGGACAGCUUGCGAGCAAUUCAGGAUACGUUAUUCUGCCAUACAUCGAAUACCCACAGCUGCUCGAGAUCCUGCAGAGCAUCAUCCGAACCGAAGGGCAACAAGUACCCCUGCGACAGGAGACGAUCAAACUGAUGGGUAUUCUUGGCGCUCUGGAUCCUUACAAACAUCAGGUAAAUCUGGCGAAAUGGCGAAAAUUGAUGCAACUAUUGACACCAGAUCAGGCCGAGGAACGAACCCCCGAUUCUCGACGCGGCGAGGCCAACCAACUAACAGACAUUUCUCUCAUGAUGACCGGAUUAACACCUUCUAACAAAGAGUACUUCCCGACUGUUGUGAUUAAUGCUCUUCUCGCGAUCCUGAAGGACUCUUCGUUGGUCCAGCACCACGCCGCUGUGAUUGAAGCGAUCAUGAACAUCUUUCGCACCCUUGGCUUGGAGUGUGUGUCCUUCCUUGAUAGAAUCAUACCGGCAUUCCUACAGGUGAUACGAUCUGCGACCUCGACAAGACUCGAGUCUUACUUCAAUCAACUGGCCACCCUCGUCAGCAUCGUGCGACAACACAUAAGGAAUUACCUACCGUCAAUUGUUGAGAUCCUGCAGGAGUACUGGCAUACCUCACCUUCACUACAGACUACGAUUUUGUCCCUGGUCGAGGCCAUCUCGAGAUCGCUUGAGGGCGAAUUCAAAAUUUACCUGGCUGGACUGCUACCACUGAUGCUCGGUGUUCUUGACAAGGAUACUUCCGCCAAGCGCACUCCAUCGGAGAGAGUGAUGCACGCCUUCUUGGUGUUUGGUGCCAGUGCUGAGGAGUACAUGCAUCUCAUCAUUCCCGUCAUCGUCAGGACAUUCGAGAAGCAGGGUCAGCCUACGUUCAUCAGAAAGCAGGCCAUCGACACGAUCGGCAAGAUCUCUCGCCAAGUGAACCUUAACGACUUCGCUGCGAAGAUCAUCCACCCACUUACACGCGUCUUGGACAUGGGUGAGCCUGUCCUCCGUACCGCUGCGCUAGAUACGCUCUGCGCGCUCAUCCAACAGCUGGGCAAAGACUAUCUACACUUUAUGGGUACAGUCAACAAGACCAUCAAUCAGCACCAGAUCCAGCACUCCAAUUACGAGCUACUUGUGAGCAAGCUUCAGAAGGGAGAGGUACUGCCACAGGACUUGAGCUCUGGCGUUGGCUUUGCUGAUGGCGCAGACGAGACUCCUUUUGCGGACCAGGGCACUAAGAAGCUGGAGAUGAAUGCCAUUCAUUUGAAGGCUGCUUGGGAUACUAAAGGCAAAUCCACAAAGGAGGAUUGGCAAGAGUGGCUGCGACGCUUCAGUACAACAUUGCUUACCGAAUCACCGAACCAUGCUCUCCGAGCUUGUGCCAGCCUCGCCAGCGUGUAUCUACCUCUGGCUCGAGAGCUCUUUAACUCAGCGUUCGUGUCUUGCUGGAGCGAGCUCUAUGAACAAUUCCAAGACGAACUCAUCCAGAACAUCGAGAGCGCUAUAAAAUCCGAGAACGUACCACCCGAUCUGCUUGGCCUCCUACUCAACCUCGCCGAGUUUAUGGAGCAUGACGACAAGGCUUUGCCGAUCGACAUUCGAGUUCUCGGUAGGGAGGCAGCUCGCUGUCACGCGUACGCGAAGGCCCUGCAUUACAAGGAGCUCGAGUUCCUGCAAGACCAGAGCAGUGGUGCGGUCGAGGCCCUGAUCGUUAUCAACAAUCAGCUCCAACAGUCUGAUGCAGCUAUCGGUAUUCUCCGCAAAGCUCAACUGUAUAAGGAAGGCAUCCAGCUGCGGGAGACCUGGUUCGAGAAGUUGGAGCGUUGGGAAGAGGCGCUGGCGUUUUAUGAAAAGCGUGAGGAGGAGGUGCCUGAGGAUCAGGCGAUACCCGUUGACAUCGUCAUGGGUAAGAUGCGUUGUUUGCAUGCUUUGGGAGAGUGGGAGGCUUUGGCUUCAUUGACUGGGAGCACCUGGGCCAACUCUACGCCCGAGGUUCAGAGAAUGAUUGCUCCUCUUGCCACGGCUGCUGCAUGGGGUCUGAAUAAGUGGGAUUCCAUGGACAACUAUCUUUCGUCGCUCAAGAGAUACUCACCCGACCGAUCAUUCUUCGGUGCGAUUUUGGCGCUCCACCGCAAUCAGUUCCGCGAGGCGAUUGCAUGCGUUCAGCAAGCUCGUGAAGGCCUGGAUACCGAGUUGAGUGCGUUGGUUAGUGAGUCGUACAACCGGGCAUACCAGGUCGUCGUUCGCGUGCAGAUGCUUGCUGAGCUUGAGGAGCUCAUCGUCUACAAGCAGUGCGACGAGAAGAAGCAGGCCAUAAUGCGACGAACUUGGGAGACCCGACUGAAGGGUUGUCAGAGGAACGUCGAGGUUUGGCAGCGCAUGCUCAGACUACGGGCCAUAGUGAUUGCACCGACGGAGAAUAUGCACAUGUGGAUCAAGUUUGCCAACCUUUGCCGCAAGUCUGGACGAAUGGGACUGGCCGAGAAGUCUCUCAAACAACUCAUUGGAACCGACGCUCCUCUCAUAUCAGCAAUUCCUUAUUGGAACGAGCAGCGACAGCCAGCAUCCAACCCCAGAGCUGCACCAGCCGCACAGGUCAUCUAUGCCGUGCUCAAGUACCAGUGGGAGCUUGGACAGCAGCUGCCCGUCAACAAGGGUAGCAUACCAGAGAAGACGCUGUAUUGCCUGCGCAAGUUCACCAACGAUGCUGCGCACCGUCUCGAGGUUGCCAGGGCCCACCUUGCUGCACAAGCUGGUAACGAUGCCAGUAUCACUGGCGACUACGGAUUCCAGAACCCGAUGGAUCCUGCCCUCAUAAGCCCACAUACCUCACGAGCGCUGUAUGACCAAACAGUCCUCCUUGCCAAGUGCUAUCUGCGCCAGGGAGAGUGGCUGAUUGCGCUCAACAAGGAUGAUUGGCAGUACACUCAGGUUCAAGACAUUCUUUUGUCUUACUCUCAGGCGACCAAGUACAAUCCUCGAUGGUACAAGGCCUGGCAUGCUUGGGCGCUGGCCAAUUUUGAGAUUGUGCAGACACUGACAGCUGGAAAUGAAGGACACUUGUCGAGGACAGACCAGAGUAUGGUGAUUGAUCACGUGGUUCCCGCUGUCAAGGGCUUCUUCAAAUCCAUCGCACUUUCACAGGGAAGCUCCCUUCAGGAUACUCUUCGACUGUUGACACUCUGGUUUACUCAUGGUGGAAGUUCAGAUGUCAACGUAGCCGUUACCGAAGGCUUCGCUAAUGUCAGCGUGGACACAUGGCUCGAGGUCAUUCCUCAGUUGAUCGCCCGCAUCAACCAGCCUAACAAGCGAGUUCAGCAAUCGGUGCACAACCUUCUUGCAGAUGUCGGACGAGCUCAUCCUCAGGCUCUGGUCUACCCUCUCACUGUCGCCAUGAAAUCUUGGCAGAACACGCGUAGAUCUCGUUCUGCAGCUCAAAUUAUGGAUAGCAUGAGACAGCACAGCGCAAACCUGGUCGCUCAGGCCGACACGGUCAGUCAUGAACUGAUUCGUGUCGCCGUCCUGUGGCAUGAGCUUUGGCAUGAGGGAUUGGAGGAAGCUUCGCGAUUGUACUUUGGUGAUAGCAACAUUGAAGGCAUGUUUGCAACACUGGCGCCUCUCCACGAACUCCUGGAGCGUGGACCCGAGACCCUCCGCGAGAUCUCCUUUGCACAGGCUUUCGGUCGCGAUCUUAAGGAGGCGCAAGACUGGUGCCGACAGUACGAGACAAGCCAAGACGUCAAUGACCUGAACCAGGCGUGGGAUCUGUAUUAUCAGGUAUUCCGCAGAAUAAGUAGGCAGCUACCGCAGGUGACCACGCUGGAGUUGACGUACUGCUCGCCUAAGCUUCUUAACGCGAAGAACUUGGACCUGGCAGUUCCGGGAACAUACAAGAGCGGACAGCCCAUCGUGAGGAUAAUGUCCUUUGACACAACGUUUAGUGUUAUCAACUCUAAGCAACGUCCACGAAAGCUCAACGUCAACGGCAGUGACGGCAAGUCGUACGCGUUCCUGCUCAAGGGCCACGAGGAUAUCCGCCAGGACGAACGAGUUAUGCAGCUGUUCGGCCUGUGCAACACGCUCCUCUCCCACGACUCGGAGUGCUUCAAGCGCCACCUCAACAUCCAGCGCUACCCUGCCAUCCCGCUCUCGCAGAAUAGCGGUCUGCUCGGGUGGGUUCCCAACAGCGACACCCUGCACGUUCUUAUUAGGGAGUAUCGUGAGAGUCGCAAGAUCCUGCUCAACAUUGAACACCGCAUCAUGCUCCAGAUGGCCCCCGACUACGAUAACCUCACCUUGAUGCAGAAAGUCGAGGUGUUUGGCUAUGCGCUCGACAACACCACGGGACAGGACCUGUACCGUGUUCUUUGGCUCAAGUCAAAGUCUUCUGAGGCUUGGCUUGAGAGACGAACCAACUACACUCGUUCUCUUGGUGUCAUGUCGAUGGUGGGAUACAUUCUGGGACUGGGCGAUCGUCAUCCUUCCAACUUGAUGCUUGACCGCGUCACUGGAAAGAUUAUUCACAUCGAUUUCGGUGAUUGUUUCGAGGUGGCGAUGAAGAGAGAGAAAUACCCGGAGAGGGUUCCCUUCCGACUCACUCGCAUGCUGACCUAUGCUAUGGAAGUUAGCAACAUUGAGGGUAGCUUUAGAAUCACAUGCGAGAACGUGAUGAGGGUUCUACGAGACAACAAAGAGAGCGUCAUGGCUGUUCUCGAAGCAUUCAUCCACGAUCCUCUCCUUACGUGGCGUCUCACAAGCGCCGCAUCCCCAACAGGCCCCAACUUCAACUCAGACCACGACACAGCCAUGCCCGUCCCCGGCGGAGUCCGCGCACGUCGCCAAUCCAUCCUGGACAGCGACGUCGCGCCCUCCGAACUCCUCAACGCACCCGAGCCAUCAAUCCAGACACGUGCUCGCGCCCGCACAAACAGCUCAGCGGGUGAAGCCUUGACCAACGGCGGCGCACCAGAGGUGGAGAGCCAGAACGCGAGGGCGGUGGAGGUGCUGGACCGCGUGCAGCAGAAGCUUACGGGUCGGGACUUCAAGACCAACGAGGAGCUGGAUGUCAUUGCGCAGGUCAAUAAGUUGAUCAUGGAGGCUACGAAGCUGGAGAAUCUGUGCCAGCACUACAUAGGAUGGUGCAGCUUCUGGUGA
Molecule: messenger RNA, 7326 nt
Organism: Fusarium fujikuroi IMI 58289
Lineage: Eukaryota; Fungi; Ascomycota; Sordariomycetes; Hypocreales; Nectriaceae
Product: related to 1-phosphatidylinositol 3-kinase
Exons: 3
Coding region: 1-7326 (2441 amino acids)
Biological process (GO): negative regulation of macroautophagy; protein phosphorylation; TOR signaling
Cellular component (GO): TORC1 complex; nucleus; TORC2 complex
Molecular function (GO): protein serine/threonine kinase activity; protein binding; protein-containing complex binding
Source: RefSeq, a predicted model, not a curated record